This is a messenger RNA of Canis lupus familiaris (dog), 2081 nucleotides long. It is a transcript of the gene SMIM3, whose product is annotated as small integral membrane protein 3. The record is from RefSeq and is a predicted model, not a curated record. The coding region runs from base 762 to 944 and encodes 60 amino acids. The transcript has 5 exons. Lineage: Eukaryota; Metazoa; Chordata; Mammalia; Carnivora; Canidae.
UGGGGCUUCAUCAAGAUAAUAAGAUUUUACACAGCAAAAGAAACAGUCAGCAAAACUAAAAGGACUUCAAGUACUAUGUGGAAUAGAAGUUAUGAAAGUGUGCAUCCUUGCCUUGCACCAGAUCUGAGAAGAAAAGCUUUUUAGUUUUUCCCAACUGAUUAUAUUAGUUGUGCGCUUUUCAUGUAUGGCCUUUAUCAUGUUGAGGAUUUGGGGGCAACUUGUGAUCCUGAUUAAAGAACAUAUUUGAGCAGGACUGAAGAGCGCUGGCUGGACUGCUGGAUUAAAAACCGAGGGGACUGAGACAGGACCGGAAUCGCUGUCCCUGGUGCAUCACAGAAACGGCAGGAGAUCGCACAGCUGCACCGCCCUGGGUGGCAGCUGGGCCGGGAACGCGGGGCGUAGGAUCAAGCUCUCCCCGGCCCAUCGGCAUCUCGGCAUCUCGGGUCGGGCCGGGUCACUGUUGUCACAGAAGUGAACAGGAUGCUCCGAGGCGUGUCACAGCAGACGACCAACCGGCUCCACGCUGGCGUCUAAGUCCGUCCUCGCGGCAGGGCUGGGACGCAGGUUUUACCGGCCCCACUGUGCGAAGCCGCGGGUCAAGCAUCCUGCGCUCGGUACGCCGCAGAGCCGGAGCCGGGGUCCGCGCCCCUCCGCGCCCCUCCGCGCCCACCCAUCGGCCAGCCCUCGCCCGCGGAGGAUUUCGGAGCACGGAGGACGCGCUUUCCGCCAGCCCGAGCCUUUCGGUCCGCGAGUGAAGCAGCAUGGAUGCCGUCAGCCAGGUCCCCAUGGAAGCCGCACUCCCCAAGCACAUCCUGGAUAUCUGGGUCAUUGUCCUCAUCAUCCUGGCCACCAUUGUCAUCAUGACCUCCUUGUUGCUGUGCCCAGCCACCGCGGUCAUUAUCUAUCGCAUGCGGACUCAUCCUGUCCUCAACGGGGCUGUCUGAAAUCAGUGUCCCAAGAGGGGCCGGGGAGAAACAUGGAUAGUAUCUCCUCCCCCAGCCUCUUCCUUCUCAGAAAAGCAGCAGGAGGGGCUUUGGAGUGUGGACUCUGGAGCUUGAUGUGUGAGAGGAGACCGGAGUUCUUGUUUGGAUUUUGCCACCGGCCAGCUGUGUGAGCUGGGUCAAGGGACCUAACUCUGUGGGUUCCAGGUUCCUUAUCUUCUAAAUGGGGAUCAUGGUCCUGCCCUUCCUACCUCAGAGGGUUGUAAGAACCAAUGCCUUGGGUGGAGGUUAAAGCUGUUUGUGGCGAUGAAUGGUAAAGCCACCACAGGGUUAUAAUUGCUGACAAUGGCCUUCAGGGUGGUGAUGAAGACACUGGGGGCAGAGCAGCCUUUGCCAGUGCCCCUCAGGUCGAACCAAGCAAAGACACCCUGUCUGCAUUCCAAGGGGCCAGUAGUGCUUUGGCUCAAAGUCAUUUUCUUUGUGGUGCCACUCCCUCAAGUUACCUAAUUUGGAGGGAACUGAGUGUGGCAGGAGGAGGGAGAUGGGUGGAACUUCCUAGGACCUUCCUGUGCCAGAAUGUCUACCCCUGUAACAGUCUAGAGGACGGCACUGCCAUUUCUUGGCAAGGCUGAAGGACCUGGGGUGAUGGGCUUCUUUCUGCAUUGGAGUCUCCUCACUUUGACACUCAAGCUAUGUGUCACAACACAGGGUGGCUGAGUUCCCCGGAUGGCUUUCAGGAUCUCCAGCCCCCACCAACUUGUGUGUCUCACACUCAAGAAGCUGUGUCCCCUCACCCCAGCACCUGCUCUAACCAGCUACGUGGUGUCAAGUGUACGCCCUUCAUCCCCUCCCACCAGCACUGCAGCCAGUCUAAGCUACAGAUUUUAAGAGAUGUUCCCAGGACUUUUGGAACUCACUCAAGACAGCGAUGGUUAUUUUAGAUGCUAUGAUCUAUAUUUAUAGAGAGAUUCCUGGACCACUCAAGCUCUUUGACCAAAAUCAGGAACAUCUUGGGAUUUAUUAAAUUAUGUAAGAAGAUAUAGCACAGAUAUCAGAAUAUUGUGUGGAAGUGAGGCUGUUACUUUGGUCUGAUUUCAUUGAUGUAUGCGACCAGUUUCCAAUAAAGUGCUAGAAUGACCA